This is a messenger RNA of Micropterus dolomieu (smallmouth bass), 1639 nucleotides long. It is a transcript of the gene hikeshi, whose product is annotated as heat shock protein nuclear import factor hikeshi. The transcript has a single exon. Gene Ontology annotation, molecular function: Hsp70 protein binding; nuclear import signal receptor activity. The record is from RefSeq and is a predicted model, not a curated record. Gene Ontology annotation, cellular component: nucleus; cytosol. NCBI's taxonomy places the organism in Eukaryota, Metazoa, Chordata, Actinopteri, Centrarchiformes, Centrarchidae. Gene Ontology annotation, biological process: protein import into nucleus. The coding region runs from base 467 to 1063 and encodes 198 amino acids.
CUACACUGCCAACAACAAAACUCCACCACAACUCUUUUGCCCUCCGGCAUGUCUCCCUGAUAAAACUCCUUUGCUGUAGUUUAUAUAUGUUUAUUGCUGUAGUUAUAUAAAAGGCCGAAAAUGUCCACAGCAGAGAGAGAAACAUAUGGGACACAACAUCCCAGAGUUACUACUACCCAGGACGAUGUGUCGAUAGCCGAGCAGCAGAUUCAGAGCGGGCAGUAUUACCAUGCGAGACAGUACUAGAAGUUUCUACCAGCCCCUAACAGCUGAUUUCAUGAACUAUCUCAGCUGCUGCGGCGGGAUAUCAUUUCUCAGCCUUCUACCGGAUAAACAAGUUCCGCUGAGUUCAUCAGUGAUUCGGGCUCCUACACUAAAACUAGCCUGCAGGCUAAGCUGAAGCUAAUCGUGUUUACAUUACAGCGUGCUGGCUAACACCGAGGCUAACGGCUAGCAGUCGGCAGGGAUGUUCGGUUGUUUGGUCGCCGGUAGGUUGGUGCAGACGGACGCGGUGCAGGUCGCCUCGGACAAGUUCGUGUUCAACCUGCCGGACUUUGAGAACGUGAACCAUGUGGUGGUGUUCAUGCUGGGCACGGUGCCUUUCCCCGACGGCAUGGGCGGCGCCGUGUACUUCUCCUUCCCUGACCCGGCGAGCGGGGUCCCGGUGUGGCAGCUGCUCGGAUUCAUCACCAACGACAAGCCAAGUGCCAUCUUUAAGAUCUCCGGGCUGAAGGCCGGCGAGGGAGGUGCGCACCCGUUCGGCAUGAUGGCCUCCAACACGUCCCCCUCCGUGGCGCAGGUCGGGGUGUCGGUGGAGGCUCUGGAGCAGCUGGUCCAGCAGAUCCCGGUGUCCAGCGCCGCCGUGUCCACCGUGGACUCCUUCCUGCAGUUCACUCAGAAGAUGCUGGACAGUCUGUACAACUUCGCCUCGUCCUUCGCCAUGUCGCAGGCGCAGAUGACGCCGAACCCCACGGAGACCUACAUCCCAUCCAGCUGCGUCCUCAAGUGGUAUGAAAACUUCCAGAGGCGGAUGGCACAGAACCCGAACUUCUGGAAAAAUUAAUGAAAGCAGAGAGGUGGAGGACAUUAAACUCUGACCAAAGAUGAAUCUGCCUGGGAAGUUUCCACCGGUUCACAUAAAAGUGUGCCAGUUGUUAUCCAGCUCCGCUACUUCGAUUUCUACAGAAUCUCUGAUACUUCAGUUUCUACAGAAAACUGUUUCUAACACGUGGUCACAAUCUGUUGCACCUCUCAGUAUGUUUUGAAUAAAACCAAAAAAAAAGUUUAAAAAGACACACAUCCUUCCUUCCAACAAAAACCCAAUUAACUUGUUUCUAUAACUUUCAACCAAGAUCUCAUUGCUUUAUUUCCAGUUUAGAUUUCCUUUUUUUAAUUGUCAGGAUAAGGUUACAUCACCAGAAAGCCUUUAAGUAUUAUUUUCAUUAUAAACAAGGUUGCAAAAAAAGUUGUUUGUUAAACCUUCAACUGUAUCUCAACAUCCAAUCAAAUGUUUACUCCUUCUGAGCAAACCCCAUCAGCUGAGGAAAAGCAGUGGUUGAAAGUAGGGCUGCAACUGAUGAUUGUUUUUACUAUCUAUUUACUUUCACAAAUCUAUUAAACAUUUGGUUGUUAAAAUGCA